AUGAAGACUUUGGGACUCUUCUGUUUAUUUGCAGUUACGACUAUAGUAUAUUCAAGAAAUGUAAGACAGAAACGCGAAGCAGAUCUUGAAGAAGCAGCUUCCGGACAUUGGUCAAAGGGUGAUGGCGGGGAACAUCAUGGAGCAUAUUACGGAGUAGAUGGAGGGCACAGUGAUAAGGGCUACAAAGGAUACCACGACCAUGCUUAUGGAAAGAAGGGUCACUCUGAUCACGAAGGUUCUAAAGGACAUUUUGAUGAAAGUGGUGGUGACGAAAAACAUCACCAUCAUGAUGAAGGAUAUUAUGACGGCCAUGCUCAUGGUGAGAAGGGAGAGAAAGGACAUAGUUUUGAAGAAAAAGGGCACUUUCAUAAAGGUCAUUCCACAAAAGGUCAUCAUGGCAUACAUAAAUUAGACGAGUUUAAAAAAGACAAACAUUUCCAUGACAAACACGGUGAAUCAGGAUUUGAAGAAGGAUAUGGUGGUCACCACGAUGAAGGUGGUUACACUGAAGGGAGCGAGUUCCAUAAAGGUCACAGUGGCGGUGGAUUCUAUGAGCACGAAGGUGGCAACAAAGGAUACUUUGAGAAAGGUGGGCACCAUGCAGACCAUGAAGGUCAUCAUGAUAAGGGAGCCGAAUAUUGGGGAAAUCAUGAAGAUCACGGCAGCAAAGGUGGUCACGCUAAUCAUAAAGCUUGGGGCUCAGAUAAAGGGCACUAUUAA
Molecule: messenger RNA, 720 nt
Organism: Pieris brassicae (large cabbage white)
Lineage: Eukaryota; Metazoa; Arthropoda; Insecta; Lepidoptera; Pieridae
Product: glycine-rich cell wall structural protein-like
Exons: 1
Coding region: 1-720 (239 amino acids)
Source: RefSeq, a predicted model, not a curated record